CGAUCGCUUGCCUUACGAAUAGCGCGCGAACUAUUAUAAUUUGAAAAUCGAAUUCGUUUAAAAGUUUUAACAAACGGUUUUUUCUGUGUUUGUUUUCUGAAUUUAUCUGUGUUUUGUUUUUGGAUUGUGUUUACAAUUAUACGAAGACAGUUAUAUUAAAGAAUCAGACGUCCAUCGUUCGCCGACGCCCCAAUCAAAAUGACAAAGUAAUUCUAAAUUCAAACGUGCCGGAAACAUGGGGAGCGGGCAGAGCAGCGCCACCAGCCGGAAAUGGUCGGGAAAAAGGGAACCUCCGCCGCAAGCGGAAUCUUCGAGAAUCUUAUUCCUGCUUUAUUUGAUUCAUAGAACUUGGAACAUUGUCGUCGAACACGUUGAUUCUAAAAGUUCAAGAUGGCGCGGCUCACAUACGGUGCCGAGUUCGGGCGAAGGUCUUGGUCACAGGUUCGACUCCGUCAGCAUCGAGGAGUCGGACCCUGGAUCCUGUUACUCCACAUGUAGCUGUAGUUAUUGCCGGCUGCGAGAAUGUGCACAGGAUUGCGUAAGUGAACUGACGCUGCUGGAAGGCAUGGCCAACUGCGGGGGAUGGAGCGAGGAACCAGUAUCAAAGGAGAAACAGCGUCCACCGAUCUACAAUCCAGAAGAUUAUGCCACAUCUCUCAAGAAAUGGGGGAAGAAAAUUGGUACCGGGAGUCUAUACGACCUGGACCCAGGCCAAGACCCGAAUAAAUCUAGAACGUUGCCUACUCAGAAUAGUAAAGACUUCAGGAACCCUUCGUUAGGUGUUGGAGAAGAGAUGAGCCUGCGUCAAUUCGGAUCUCCCAGUGAAUUAUUGACUAAACUGCGAGCUGAUCUUAGGCUUUCCUUUCCCAGUUUUGUACAAGAGUUCGCAUGUGAUCCGCUAGACGGAGUCUCCUUGCUGUUAGAACUGCUACGCAACGUGCAACUCAGCCAGACUGGCGAAGGCGCCAGAGGACCUCCAGCUGUGAGGCGAAGACCACUGUUAGAUGAACUCGCUUGCCUGCAAUGUCUUUGGAGCUGUUGCACGAGAUAUGCAGACUGCGUGCGGCGACUGGUGGCCGGCUCUAACGGAGUAUACGCACUCACCGUCUGCAUAAUGUCAACCGUUAACAAGACAAGAGUACUAGCUUUGCAGCUCCUCACCAAGGGCUGCUAUCCACCAGCUAAUGGCCACAGCAUGAUAUCAGAGGCAUUAUCCACCUUGCGUCUUCGCUAUGGGGAGCCUGUCCGCUUCAGGUUCCUGGUAGGGAUGCUGCAGAGUGCUGGAGGCUGUGGGGAUCUGCAGGCGGCAGGAUUAGCAUUCAUUAAUGCGUUAUUAUCGAGUGCUCCCACACCGCAGAGGAAGCUGUACAUACAAGCUGAACUGGAACAAGCUGGAUUUGAUAUCGUGACAUUAAAGAAGAUAAUUUCUAAACUUCCAAACACAAAUGAGAAUGUUGUUAAGGAGAUUGAGAAUUACGAAAAACAAUUAAUAGAUAUAGAUACUUUAAGUGAAAAAGCAAACGAAGCUCAAAAAGAAAAGGAUGACCUCAAACAUAAAUUAGAGUUACUUGAGAAACGCGUGAAGAUUCUACAAGAAGAGAAAGGAAUCCUUUUGUCCUUGGAGAAGUGCCUGAAAGAAAAAUGUUGUGAACUACAAGAAGAAGUCACAACCUUAAGAACUGAACAUGGAAAUUCAAAUCGUAAGAAGACAUUUGUUAUUAAAAAAAAGAAUGCCGCACACAAAAAGAGAGAUGAGUCAUCACCUCCAGAAGAUGAAGGCAUCAGUUCUUCAGAAAGAUCUCUGAGUCCCGAAGCCGACCCUCAACGAGACGCCAUGGUUUACGAAAUGUUUAACGUUAAGAACGAAACUUAUUACGACGUACUCCGAAAUAAAAGACAAACUAAGAAGCCAGAUACCAAGAAACUUGAUAACAAAAAAUCCUCAGACGAAGAUGAAGAAACUACCAUAGAUGAAGUAAUUCAAGAACUUCGAAAUAUUGUUAACCACGCUGAAUCGGAACAGUAUGCAAAAUCAGAUCAAGCAAUGUUUGAAAACCAAUCUUUAAGAUGUCAAGAUAAUAUAGACAGUAACAUUUCCAUUAGUAGUGAAGUUAAAAAUCAUAGUACGCUAGAAAAGACAGAUUCGAUUACAAGCACAAGACACAGUAUUCAAAUAACAAGUAGCACGGAGUACCUCAAUGAAAAUGAAGAGGAAAAAACACGAUCUGUUCAAAGUAAAAUCUUCCCAUAUCCUAAUAAGAAACCGAACAGUUUAUCGCAUUUAUUUGUUCCACAGACAGAUCAAGGAAUCCUUUUCAAUAGACAUUCAGAUAUGUUUGAAGAUUACUUUUCCAGUGAUGAUGGAUCCGACUCAUUAUUAAGUGCAUCACAUUGUUUAAACAUCAUUGAUAAAAAGUCGUCAGUAACAAGCUUCGAUUUUAAAGAAUGUCAAGCAAUUUUUAAUACAAUGGCUGAAAGAGAAAACGAAGAGAGAAAUCGUUUAUCCAGAACACGUUCGAAGGAGAGCACAAAACCUGUGAAACGAAGUGAAUCAUUUCAAACUACAGAAAAAGGUUCUCGUCAACGUGAAUAUAUUGACAGUAUGUUCUAUAAUGAGAAUAAACCUUCAUCGGACCACGCAUCUUUACAACGAACAAAUUCGAAAUGUAGUAGAGUAGACGAAAUUGUUAAUCUUAUAGAAUCGAAGAAACUUACCAAAAGUCUUGAUAGAAUUGAUGAGGGUUUAAACACGAUGGUCGAUAUUGUAGUGAUGAAAGGACCGCUCAGCCCUUCUAAGCCUUACGAAAGACGACAGAGAACAUGUUCAGGUACAAACAGCGACAAUGAUACGCCGUUCUUUCCUCUGAUGCGAUCUAAUAGUAAAAAUAGUCUUACUUAUAAAUCCAGUCAAAAAGGAAACGAUUUAAUUUCCAAAGCUGAUCAAACAUUUGGAUUACCUUCUAAAAGCCAGGGAAGUUUUAAAAACAAUCAUUCGUCUAAUUUUAGUAACACAUUUAUUGUGAAGCGCGGACAUAGUAAUGCUGGUUUCUAUACUGGACAGAACAUGUUACGUGACGCUCCUGCAAGUAUGACAAGUCUUGUAAUGAACGGAACGCACUCUUUUGCAGACUUCAAAUGCACACUUCCAUCUGUAGGUGCAACAAGCGACUAUGGAGUUCACAAACUAACUGAUAUGCCAUCGGGUCUAUAUUAAUUUUCAACUAUUAUAUUAUUUAUAAUUUAAUCAAAACCAACGACUAAAUUAAGAUCUUCGUACUUAAAUACUUUGAAUAGUGCAAUAUUAUAUUUGUUAGUUUACUUAAAUUAAAUUCACUGUUCACUUUGGUAUCUUAGUAAUUUUGUUAAUACGCAAAAUUCGCUUAAGAUCGUAUUCUUUACACUCACCUGAACUGUGAAGUAUUUGUCUCCUGUAUUGUAACGAACUUAUUUAAAUUGUCCUGUAUAUCUAUGUAGGGCAUUACCUUAAAACUUUACUUUAAAUAAAUAUUAUUAUAAUUUAC
Papilio polytes (common Mormon) is the source of this 3521-nucleotide messenger RNA. RefSeq lists its product as uncharacterized. The record is from RefSeq and is a predicted model, not a curated record. The transcript has 12 exons. Gene Ontology annotation, cellular component: cytosol. Bases 236 to 3214 code for a protein of 992 amino acids. Gene Ontology annotation, biological process: cortical actin cytoskeleton organization; regulation of cell shape; cell migration. Gene Ontology annotation, molecular function: actin filament binding; small GTPase binding. NCBI's taxonomy places the organism in Eukaryota, Metazoa, Arthropoda, Insecta, Lepidoptera, Papilionidae.